UAUAUAUAUUUUUUAUUUUUUGGNAUUACACGUAUCUUCGUGUUAAUUUUUUCCAUCCUGGUUCUGCACUUGGCAGGAAUGAAGGGAAUGUGUUUCCUAAUCCAGAUGCAACAUUUCUCAAAGAAAUAACCUAUCGUAGUACAAAUGUGAAAGAACCAGGCGAAAUCUCUGCACCUUCUUCAAAUUUGAACACUGCGUUCAGAUUAAUCAAAGAAGUUCAGAAAAAGUUUAAGACAAGAGAAGCUGAAGAAAGGGAAAAAGAGGGAAUUGUGAAACAAGAUACCUUAAUGUUAAGUACAAAUAAAGCCAAUCCUAAGUUGAAAGAUCUUUACAUUCGACCAAAUAUAUACUCUAAGAGAAUUUCUGGAACUUUAGAAGCUCAUAUGAAUG
Centruroides sculpturatus (bark scorpion) is the source of this 390-nucleotide messenger RNA. RefSeq names its product FACT complex subunit spt16-like. Lineage: Eukaryota; Metazoa; Arthropoda; Arachnida; Scorpiones; Buthidae. The annotation marks the transcript as partial. Gene Ontology annotation, cellular component: FACT complex. The transcript is spliced from 3 exons. Gene Ontology annotation, biological process: transcription elongation by RNA polymerase II; positive regulation of transcription elongation by RNA polymerase II. Gene Ontology annotation, molecular function: nucleosome binding. The record is from RefSeq and is a predicted model, not a curated record.